Molecule: messenger RNA, 2917 nt
Organism: Notolabrus celidotus (New Zealand spotty)
Lineage: Eukaryota; Metazoa; Chordata; Actinopteri; Labriformes; Labridae
Gene: top3b
Product: DNA topoisomerase III beta
Exons: 18
Coding region: 241-2814 (857 amino acids)
Biological process (GO): DNA topological change
Cellular component (GO): nucleus
Molecular function (GO): DNA topoisomerase type I (single strand cut, ATP-independent) activity; DNA binding
Source: RefSeq, a predicted model, not a curated record
UUCAACAAGCGAAGAAGACGACCCGGAAGUAAACAACCCAACUGUCAUGUCCGCUCUCGUAGUUCAUAACAGCACAUACACCGGCAGUUAGAAGCUGAGUUAUCAUUUUUCUGAGCGGUUAGUUUAUUAUCAACACGUUUUGAGCCGGUUGUAGUUUAUAAACCGCUGUGAGUGUGUGUAGUGGGAUUCAGACUGAGUGUAGUUUUGUUCUAACCUCGGAGGAGCGUUGAUUCAGGCAGAAUGAGGACUGUUCUGAUGGUGGCAGAGAAACCGUCUCUGGCUCAGUCCAUCGCCAAAAUCCUCUCCAAAGGAACCUGCACAAGUCGAAAAGGCCUCAACGGAGCAUGCUCAGUGCACGAGUACGCCGGCAGCUUCCAGGGCCAGAGUGUGCGCUUUAAGAUGACUUCAGUUUGUGGACACGUGAUGAGUCUGGAUUUUAUCGGAAAGUACAACAACUGGGACAAGGUGGACCCUGCAGAGCUCUUCAGCAAAGCUCCCACAGAGAAGAAGGAGGCCAACCCCAAACUCAACAUGGUCAAGUUCCUCCAGGUCGAAGGCCGAGGCUGUGACUACGUGGUUCUCUGGUUGGACUGCGAUAAGGAAGGCGAGAACAUCUGUUUUGAGGUGUUGGAUGCGAUCGACCCCGUGAUGAACAAGGGCAGUGUGAGGGAGCAGAGCAUUUACCGCGCCAAAUUCAGCUCCAUCACUGACACGGACAUCUGGAACGCCAUGAACCGCCUUGGGGAGCCCAACCGCAACGAAGCCCUGUCAGUGGACGCACGUCAGGAGCUGGAUCUGCGUAUCGGCUGUGCCUUCACCAGGUUCCAGACCAAAUACUUCCAGGGUAAAUACGGCAACCUUGACUCCUCCUUGAUCUCGUUUGGACCCUGUCAGACCCCGACCCUGGGCUUCUGUGUGGAGCGUCACGACAAGAUCAUGUCCUUUAAACCAGAGACUUUCUGGGUGGUCCAGGUUAAGGUGUUCAAAGGGAAGGAGAACCCUCUGACCCUGGACUGGGACAGGGUGAGGGUCUUUGACCGGGAGGUGGGUCAGAUGUUCGUCAACCUGGCCAAGACGUCCAAAGAGGCUAAGGUGGAGUCUGUGAGUAAGAAGGAGAAGGCCAAGCAGAGACCUCAGGCUCUGAACACAGUGGAGAUGUUGAGAGUGGCCAGCUCUGCUUUAGGAAUGGGCCCUCAGCACACCAUGCAGAUUGCAGAGCGCCUGUACACGCAGGGCUACAUCAGCUACCCUCGAACUGAGACCACUCACUACCCCGAGAACUUUGACCUGAAGGGGGCGCUGAAGCAGCAGAGCAACAACCCCUUCUGGGCGGAGGAGGUGAAGGCUCUGCUCUCAGCCGGGUUAAACCGACCCAGGAAAGGAUCAGACGCUGGAGAUCAUCCGCCCAUCACCCCCAUGCGUGCAGCAUCAGAGGCGGAGCUGGGAAGUGAUGGCUGGCGUCUGUACGACUACAUCACACGACAUUUCAUCGCCACGGUCAGUCAGGACUGCAAAUACCUCCAGACCACCAUAGACUUCAGCAUCGGCACAGAGUCCUUCUCCUGUAACGGCAAGACGCUGAUAUCAGAAGGUUACACGGCGGUGAUGCCUUGGCAGGGUAUCCCUCUGGAGGAGGCCAUGCCGGUGUGUGAGCGUGGAGACACUUUCACAGUGGAUGAGAUAAAGCUGGUAGAGAAGCAGACCAACCCCCCCGACUACCUGACGGAGGCUGAGCUCAUCACCCUCAUGGAGAAACACGGCAUAGGAACUGAUGCCAGCAUCCCCGUCCACAUCAACAACAUCUGCCAGAGGAACUAUGUGACGGUAGAAAACGGGCGCAAGCUGAAGCCGACUAACCUGGGUGUCGUCCUGGUUCAUGGAUACUACAAGACAGAUGCAGAGCUGGUGCUGCCCACUAUCCGCUCUGCUGUGGAGAAGCAGCUGAACCUCAUCGCUCAGGGGAAGGCCAACUUUCAGCAGGUCCUGCAGCACACGCUCGAUAUCUUCAAGAGGAAGUUUCACUACUUUGUUGACUCCAUCCCCAGUAUGGACGAGUUGAUGGAGGUCUCCUUCUCACCCAUCGCUGCCAGUGGGAAGCCCCUGUCCCGCUGUGGAAAGUGCCACCGCUUCAUGAAGUACAUCCAGGCCAAGCCCAGCCGGCUCCACUGCUCCCACUGUGACGAGACCUACAGUCUCCCUCAGAACGGAGCCAUCAAGCUGUACAAGGAGCUCCGCUGUCCUCUGGAUGACUUCGAGCUGGUGCUGUGGACCUCGGGGUCUCGGGGGAAGAGCUACCCGCUGUGCCCGUACUGCUUCAGUAACCCGCCUUUCAGGGACAUGAAGAAAGGUAUGGGCUGUAAUGAAUGCACCCACCCGUCCUGCCAGCACUCUCUGAACUCCCUCGGCAUCGGUCAGUGUGUGGAGUGUGACGGUGGGGUUCUGGUGCUGGACCCCACCUCCGGACCAAAGUGGAGGAUGGCCUGUAACAAAUGCAACGUGGUGGUGAACUUCUUUGAACACGCACACAGAGUGCAGGUUGCUCAGGAGAGCUGUGACGCCUGUGACGCCUCGCUGGUUGCUGUGGACUUCAACAAGACUCGCACUCCUCUCCCUGCUGGAGAGACCCAGCACACCGGCUGUGUUUUCUGUGAUCCCAUCUUCCAGGAUCUGGUGGAGCUGAAACACGCCACCAUGAGGCACGCCAUGCAUCGGAGCGGGGGCGCUCGGAGAGGACGGGGCCGGGGCAGAGGACGCCGAGGAAACCCUAAAAAACCCAAAGACAAGAUGGCCGCCUUGGCUGCUUACUUUGUAUAACGAUUGUGUAAAAUCUGUCCUGUGACUGUGGGCGACACAUGCAGAUGUUAAUGAGCGGGUUCUGUUUUUACAUGUGAGUAAGUAAAGACACAUUAUUCCAACA